AUGGCCACCGGAGACACAGCACUAUGGCUGCACAACAAGUUAGGAUCAACGGACGAUUUGUGGUCUGGGAAGACAAUAUGCGCUCAGCUGUCACAUCAAAAACUCCAGAGCAUUCACCAAUGUUUCCAUGCACUCCAGCCUCACGUCAAAGUCAAACUGAUGUUGUCAUUCCUUCAUAUCCAUCGCCGAAAUGUAGAACAGUGGCGGAUGGACAUGGAAGAAAUACUGCUUAUGGCUAUACAUGACACUGACCAAUGGGUGUCUAUGGUUGGGGAGAUCCUCAGACCUUUCCCUUCUACAGGAUCACUCAACCUUGACCUCAAUGAUAACAACGCAACCUUUACAGAGAUACUGUCGGAUCUCAAUAAAGUUGUGAAGAAAGCAGCAAGUGUGAGGAUGUUACCAAUGGAGUGCCAGUUUUUGAACAAGACUGCUUUCACAGCCGUGGCGGGGACUCAGCCGGCACCAGUCAAACAUUUUGCCUUGAAGAGAAAACCCAAGUCUGCCAUUCUUAGGGCUGAAUUAUUACAGAAAUCAUCAGAAGUAGCAUCUAACAAGAAGAACAAUGUCCCUAACAGUAUUCCAGUAAAGAUGCGAAGCUUUGCCAAGAAGAUGGAUGAUGGCACUCCCUUAAAAGCCAUGCCUGGACGUUCGACCAGCACUCCAGGAUUUAGGUCACCCUCAGCGGGACUCAACCGACUCAAUUCCUCUCCGAUGGGAGGUGGGACACCUUUGUCAUCACAUCGACCCAGUCCAUUGCGCAAGGAAGGUGGUAUCAAACUCCUGGAUUUGGAAGCACUCCCUGUUGGGGCAAGAGAAGCAAAAAGACGUAAAAAGAUGGCAGAUAUGGAGGAGAUGGAGACAAAGAAGAAAGAAAAGGAAGCAGUGGCAGCCACGGCAGCCACUACCACAACAACAACAGCUUCAUACACCCCAGACUACGCUGCUGGACUUGUGUCUGGUCCAACAUCAAAAAUUGCAGUUGUGUCUGUAGGGAGUACAAACAAUGUCACUACACCUACAGCAUCCUAUGUACCAGCUACAACAUCAAGGGUUCUCAACCCCUCAGUCACACCCUUCCAAGCCGCCUCUCUAUCUAGUUCUACACAACAGGCCCGUGAAAACCUCCAACAGCAACUACAGCAGCUUAACAAAUCCACACGACCAGGAGGGGGUACGAGUGACACACCCUCCUAUAACCCCUCAGAGCCUGCCCCCACCUCGGAUGCGACCACUCCCACAACACCUUCCACAUUUACCACAGUUCUCACCCCACAGCUGGUCCAGCCGGCUACCACCACCACGCCAACACAACCGACACCAGUCAUGCCCACGCCACAACCAGGACAGCAGCCAAAGAAGGGACUGUCACUCACGAGAGAACAAAUGUUGGAAGCACAAGAAAUGUUUAGAACCUCAAACAAAGUUACAAGACCAGAAAAAGCCUUAAUUCUUGGCUUCAUGGCAGGAUCAAGAGAAAAUCCGUGUCCUCAGCAGGGCAGUGUGUUAAGUAUACGUUUGAGUGAGAACAAAGAAAUGGUAUCACAAUUAGACUCUUCACAGAAAACCAUGAUUGCGGACACCUUUUUCCAAAUGAACUAUCAGACAGGAGAAUGGAAACGCAUAAAAAAAUACAGAGAGUGUGCCGAAUAAAAGUGUUAAACACUGUAGUCAUCUCGAGCAGUAUGUGGUGCAAUAUAUUGUAUCAUUUCAGUUUGUGAAUUUCUGUUGUCAGUUGUGACACAGUUGAGUUUGUGAAAUUCUGUUGUCAGAUAUGACAGUGUGGUAUUACUAAUCACAGGUAACAUUCAAAUGGUCAGAGUAUUUAUUAAAGAAAACAUUUGCUACAAUGUUAUAGUAUAUUUGUGAUUAAUCACAAUAAAAAUUGUAUGUUUUAAAAUUAUAUCAAUUUUUUUUUUGAAGAAAAAUUGGUAGAGUUUCUUGUUACUUGUUAACAUUUUUAUGUGAACUUUUUUUUUCAUUUUAAGAAAGUUUUAAAUAACUGAGAUUCUGUCUUUUUUUGUACAAUGGAGGUAUUUUGUCCAUCUCUGUUGCUAUAGAUAUUUGAAGAAUCUCAAAGUAACCCUUCUGUACUUGUUGGAUCAAGCUAUUCACAACAGAAUCACCAUCACCACAUAUUCCUUUACCAUGUUGAGAACUGGGACAGAGUGUGUGGUUUAAGUGUAGAGUGACUACAGCAGACAUCUAUAUAGGUGCCGUUUUGUCGUCAAUGACACCAUGUUGAUUAAUUACCUCCCCUUGUCCCGCCGCUGUCAAUUAAGUCGUUAUUUCGAUUUAAAAGUUUGCAGAAUCUGUCAUUCACUCAUUAAAAAUGCUACAGCGGAGAGUAUAAACUGAUUAUAAGUACAUAAUAUGGCACAUAUAGUAUAGAAAUAUAUCUUAAUUAACGACAAUAAAUCAGAAACUUAAGAACAUCCUAGAAUGUUAUUAUUAAAAGUGACAAUUACAUAUCAAAUUUAGUGAUGAAAUAAGGCAGAAUUUCUUUUUGAUGCAAUUAAUUAUUUACUGGUUGCAUAAAUUACACAUCUUUCAGUAAUGAUAAAGUA
Molecule: messenger RNA, 2567 nt
Organism: Pecten maximus
Lineage: Eukaryota; Metazoa; Mollusca; Bivalvia; Pectinida; Pectinidae
Product: negative elongation factor A-like
Exons: 11
Coding region: 1-1653 (550 amino acids)
Biological process (GO): negative regulation of transcription elongation by RNA polymerase II
Cellular component (GO): NELF complex
Source: RefSeq, a predicted model, not a curated record